This is a messenger RNA of Triticum turgidum subsp. durum (durum wheat), 1107 nucleotides long. Lineage: Eukaryota; Viridiplantae; Streptophyta; Magnoliopsida; Poales; Poaceae. The record is from the annotation of a GenBank genome assembly.
AUGGGAAGCACAAACACCGCGGCCACGCGCCACGCCGCGAACACGGUGGGGGUGCAGCAAGGCUCUCACGUGUUCGAGAUCGCAGGGUACAGCCUGCACCCGUCGCUACUAUACGGCGGCUGCGCAACGUCGGCCGGGUUCUCCGUCGGAGGCUACGACUGGCAAAUUCAGGUCUACCCCUGGGGUGUCUGCGACCUCGAUUAUUAUAGAGACUACAUGGGGGUGUUCCUCGAUUUAUGUAGCGACCACAAGGACGCUAGGGUAACGGCGUCCUUCAAGUUCAGUCUGGUGGACGUCACCGGAUCCUCGCCGCCGCAUACGAUGACAAUGACAAACGAAUUCGGUUCCGGCGGUAACAGCUGCUACGGCAAUUGGGUGUUCAAGAAAAGGAGCGAGCUGGAGGCGUCGCCUUACCUCCUAGACGAUCGCCUCACCAUUGAGUGCGUCGUCACAAUUGUCGAGGAUGAGAAAUCGUUUGUCCAGGAAGCCCCGCCGUCAGACAUCACGGAUCAUCUUGGGAAGCUAUUGCAGGGGAAAGAGGGGACCGACGUCAUUUUCAAGGUCCAAGAAGAGGCCUUUCCCGCCCACAAGCUGGUGCUCGCCUUGCGAUCGCCGGUGUUCAAAGCAGAGCUGUAUGGCGCGAUGAGAGAGAAGGACAUGAGUCGUAUUGCCAUCAAUGACAUGCAGCCCGUUGUGUUUGAGGCCCUGCUUCAUUUUAUAUACACCGAUUCACUGCCUGCCAUGGAUGAUCUUGGACGUGAUGACUAUAGAGAUAUUGUCGGCCAUUUGCUUGUCGCGGCGGAUCGGUAUGCCAUGGAUAGGCUCAAGAUUAUAUGUGAAAACAUCCUUUGUAAGAACAUCGAUGCAAAGACGGUGGUGACUACGUUGGCUUUUGCUGAUUGGCAUCAUUGCGGCAGGUUGAAUGAUGCAUGCAUUCGGUUUAUUGCCACUUUGGAUACACGGGGAAUGGAUGACAUGAUGACAAGCCAAGGGUAUGUGAAGCUAAAAGCAACAUGUCCACUGGCCUUAGUUGAACUGUUGGAGAAGACAAGUAGGCUCGCCAAAUCGAAGUCAUCAAUUCAUAUUGGUAGUUUAGUGCAUACAUAG